AUGCGAGAUCCGCGUCGCCGGAGCCCCGAGAGCUCUCGGCGGCGAAGAAGAGACCGCCGUGAUUCUCGUGAGCAGCUGGCCGCCGCCGCCGCCACCACCACCACCACCCUUUCCCCCAUCCCCGGCCCGUCGCAGCAAUACCAACAACUACAACAACAACAACAGCCGCUCCCCCACAUGUACUCUCAAUCGCAAUACCCUCAGUCUUACGCUGACCCUCAGAGAUACCCCGAACCCGAGAGAUACUCAGCCCGUCUCGAGAGAUACGACGACCCUCAGAGAUACACCCACCCUCAACCACAAUCAUACCCUCACCCCGAGCAAUACCCUCCAACAGAGGUCUUUGUGAAUCCUCUAGGCUAUACCGAACAGCAGCCAUAUGUCGAGCCCCAGACAUACCAACAACCUCGCGAACCCGAGACGAUGCGCCCCCGCGGUGGCUCUAGCUCAUCCUCAUCCUCCUCUACCUCAUCCUCCCUCCUUAACAUCUCAGCCAAGAGCCCCAAAUUCGGCGGAGUUUUUAGCACAUUCUUCAGGGCGCCUUCGGAGCAGCGCAAACACCGUCGCCGGAAGAAGCAGAAGGCCCGCAUCCUGUCCUUCGGCAAUUCCUCUUCAUCCUCGGUGAACUCCGAUAUGGCCUAUGGCCGCGGCUAUGUUGACCGCGACAAGAGCCAGCGCGCUAGCCCAAUGCCCCAAGGCCGCCCGAGCCCUGCGCUACACCGCGCCGAUGCUGUUGACGCCUCUCACCGGCCGCCCCUGGCCCCUCGGGACAAGACGGACGAAGAAAUCCUCAACAUUGGCCGCCAGCUGCAAGACAUAGCCAGAAAGCAGAACCAGGCUGACCUGAAAGCUGCCUCCAAGUCUCGCACGUCCCAGGUCGCUGGAGUCGCUGGAGCCGCAGCCGCCGCCGCCGCCUUCGGCCAUUUCCGCCCCAAGAGCAAGACUGACAGCAAAGCUCGGGGAUCUGCUACCUCGAAACCUAAUCAAACCGCCUCAUCCUCGGAUGAUGACUGGGAGUCGGCCUCCGAGGAUGAGUCUACCACGGACGAAUCGGACAACGGCCUGGCCUACGGCUCCGUCUUCAAGCCGCCCAAGUCGGCUAGAAUCUCAUCCGAGUCUCCAGAGCAGAUCAAGCCGCCCGAGCGGAGGAGUACCAUUGUAGACCCGCGUCUUUUUGGUCCAGUCAACUCUCUUCGUGGGGCUGUCAAGAGUCCCUGCGGCUUCGGCGAAGAAGACCCACGUUCCGCUGGCUCUUCUCGCCGCCAUCACGAGGAGACGAUAGCACAGGUCGAACUUCCCAAGAGCGGGAAGCAGCCGAUGCAACGCAUCUACCCCGUACCGACCUCAGACCCGGAUAGGUUUGACUACGACCGUGGCUCCGUAGUUUCAUCUCGCCAGGAUCUCCCGCAACGGGCUCGGCCGGAGCCAGUCCCCAUCCAGCAGCCGAUCCCCAUUGUCCCCGUCUCGUCCAAGGUCUAUGAUGCGGAGAGGUUCGAGGAAGAUGAGCGCACCAAACAACACCGGUCGCCGCCCAAGGGGAGGAGUGCCGCAGAGAACGCCAUUGCUGACUCUGGCGAUCGCAGUGAGCGUCGUGACGGCCCUCAAAGCGAAGCCUCAAAGCGGCGAGAAGGCCCCCACGAUCCUCAGCAGAGCCGCCAUAAGGAUGAACCGGAACAGCUGAUUAGGGUCGAACUGGAGGACCGCGAAACCCGCAAGCAAGAUGACCCUCGCCGAUCUCAUCGGCGUAAAGACGCGGACGUAGUCGACGGACGAGACAAGAAACGCGUCGGCCGCUCUGAUCCCGCCUAUGAGGCUUUGAAGAGACGUGCGACCGAGCGUGAUCCUCGCCCGGAAGUCUACAGAUUGCCCCAAGGGGACGAGAUCCGAGUCGAGUAUGACCCCAACGAUGACCGCCGGCCUCGUGAGGAACCCAAAGAACCUCGCCGGGAGGAACGUAAGACGGUAGCCGUAGAUGUCCGCCGGGAGACAGGGCGGCCAGAGAGACCAACUGAGCUACCCCGGGAUAAAUAUGGGGUGGAGCAACCCGAUGCCCCCAGUACACAAGCCCCUAUUGACCCUUUUCAGUUCCAGGUUGCUGAUGAUGCCUUUCAAACGCCCAAAUACGCCACUCCGAAGAGACCUUUGACUCCGCAGGUCGUAACUGUCGACCGAGAGCCUAGCUUCGACAACUCUCCGCCAAGAAAGCCGGAUUACUCGGAGUCGCGAAUGAGCCGGAAGGAUUCCUUCGAGCUCGAGCAGCGAUUGGAACAGUACCAGCAAGCUGCCCAAGACCGUUCCCGCCCCCCUGGACCUCGCCGCCGUGGAGACUCAAUCGAAGAGGAGGAGCGCGUCGCCAAGUCUAUCUACGACGAGGCCAAGAACGCUACUGUGCCCAUCGCCGCGGCUGCCGUCGCCGCCGCAAUCGCCGCCGAAGCCGAGAGAUCACGAAGGCAUCGCCGUGACCAGGUUACCAAGGAUGGCUCCCAUGAUGAAUCCCAGGCCGUCAAGGAUGCCGUCCAGGAGGAGGCUGACAGGUACUACCGCGAGACCGUCAUUGCACGCAAGAUUGCCAAGGAAGAAAUGCGGUCCCGCAGUGCGUCUCCUCACGACGAAUCCGUUGUCGGCAAGUGGCAGGAACACGACAAUGGCCCCGAGGUCGUCACGAUUGUGACGCCACCCGAGAUGGAACACCACCACCACCAUCAGGACAAGAGCCCGUACGACGCACCCAACGCCGAUGUUCGCAUCGAUCAUAUCAUCAUUCCCGAAGAGCUUUCCCGCUUCAGCCUCCCUGGUCGCCAACUCGCAGCCGGCGAAGGACCGAAAUUCCAGUCCCGCGAUCCUUCUUGCGAGCGU
This is a messenger RNA of Colletotrichum navitas, 2856 nucleotides long. RefSeq lists its product as uncharacterized. The annotation marks the transcript as partial. Lineage: Eukaryota; Fungi; Ascomycota; Sordariomycetes; Glomerellales; Glomerellaceae. The transcript has 2 exons. The record is from RefSeq and is a predicted model, not a curated record.